This is a messenger RNA of Megalops cyprinoides (Indo-Pacific tarpon), 1235 nucleotides long. It is a transcript of the gene pdap1b, whose product is annotated as pdgfa associated protein 1b. Gene Ontology annotation, cellular component: cytosol. Lineage: Eukaryota; Metazoa; Chordata; Actinopteri; Elopiformes; Megalopidae. The transcript is spliced from 6 exons. The record is from RefSeq and is a predicted model, not a curated record. Gene Ontology annotation, molecular function: RNA binding. The coding region runs from base 143 to 679 and encodes 178 amino acids.
AGCUUAGCAUUCUGCGUGUAUUCGGCUCUCUCUAGAUCAGUAGCCAGCUAUUUACUGUGGAGCAGUGAAGAAAUAGGGGUUAUAUAUACCCGAUUCUGGUAUUAAAUUCGCAGUAUACAUUUUUAAAGUAAAGGUCAUCAGGAUGCCAAAGGGAGGUAGAAAGGGGGGUCACAAAGGACGCAUGAGGACGUACACAAGCCCUGAAGAGAUAGAUGCUCAAAUGAAAGCUGAAAAAGAACGAAAGAGGCAGGAUGAAGAGGAGGGCGCAGCAUUAAAUGAUAGUCAGACUGAGGAAAAAAUUCCAAAGUCUGACUCUGAAGACAGUGAAGAGGAAGCCUCGCAGAAGAGAAAAGGGGUAGAGGGUUUAAUAGAUAUUGAGAACCCAAACCGAGUCAUGCAGAAAACCAAGAAAGUGACAGAUUUAGAAUUGGAGGGUCCUCGACAGCUCUCCAGAAGAGAAAGAGAAGAAAUAGAAAAGCAGAAGGCUAAAGAGAGGUACAUGAAAAUGCAUUUAGCUGGGAAAACGGAUCAAGCCAAAGCAGAUCUUGCACGAUUGGCGAUAAUACGAAAACAGCGGGAAGAAGCAGCACGGAAGAAAGAGGAAGAGAGGAAAGCAAAAGAGGCAGCGGCGGCAGCAGCAGCAGCAGCGAAGGGACUCCACACGUUGUCUCUGAAAUGAUAAAAAAUGGGGGACACAUAUUCCCAAAGUUAUGGACUAAUGCAAAAUAUGAAUUUGUUCAUCUUACUAUUUUUAAAAAGAGACCAUCUAUGAAGAAUUGACCUGUACUAUAAUUUAUGAUCAUUUGAACCUUAUAGAUGAGAAAUAUUCAAGACUGUAGAUUUCACAUUCAGAAGACUCUCAUUAUCUCCUCCAGGGCUGUGUCUUGGAGAAGGCUUAGAUGUCUUUGCCAAAGUGGUUUGCAAGGAAUACCCCGUGAUCCUUCUUUAAGUCAUAAUGCAUCCAUUAUAUUUCUUAAUAUAUCAAUGUUCUGUACUGCUAUGACUUUUUGUCAUGUCUUACCACAAAGCUCUCAAUGGCCACAUUUUUUACAGAGCUCUGUUUUCUAAUAUCACAACAGUACUGGGGUACAAUCCAACAAGGCAUGUGCUCCAAAAGUUAUUUGUGCAUUACAAGGAAAGAAGCUUUUUGAUUUCCUCAGUACCCACAACUUGACAGCCAACCUGAUUCACCUUUAACACUGGACAUAUGCUGUUGAAUAAACCAGGGAUUGGGA